This is a messenger RNA of Blepharisma stoltei, 1600 nucleotides long. The record is from the annotation of a GenBank genome assembly. Lineage: Eukaryota; Ciliophora; Heterotrichea; Heterotrichida; Blepharismidae.
AUGUCAGCAACCAUUUUAUCCCUAAGCGAUGUUGAGCUCUUAGAUCGACAAAUUACCCAGCUAAUGGAUGGGAAAUACAUUUCAGAAGCUGAAGUAAAAACCCUUUGUGAGAAAGCGCGCGAAAUUCUUUCUGAAGAAAAUAAUGUUCAGCCUGUAAAAGUCCCUGUUACCAUAUGCGGGGAUAUUCAUGGCCAAUUUCAUGAUUUAAUAGAACUCUUCAGAAUAGGUGGCUAUCUUCCAGAUACAAAUUAUUUAUUUACGGGCGACUAUGUAGACAGAGGCUACUACUCAGUUGAAUGUGUAAGUUUACUAGUUUCCUUAAAAGUCCGCUACAGAGACAGAAUCACAAUUACAAGAGGGAAUCACGAAUCACGCCAAAUUACCCAAGUUUACGGCUUUUAUGAUGAAUGCAUGAGAAAAUAUAAUUCAGCCAAUGUUUGGAAAUACUUUACUGAUUUAUUUGAUUAUUUGCCUUUAACUGCACUUGUAGAAAACCAAAUAUUUUGUUUACAUGGAGGAUUGUCACCUUCAUUAGACACUUUAGACCAUAUAAGGCAGCUGGAUAGAAUUCAAGAAGUCCCACAUGAAGGAGCUAUGUGCGACUUAUUAUGGUCUGAUCCUGACGAAAAGCCUGGCUGGGGAAUCAGCCCAAGAGGUGCAGGAUUCACUUUUGGGCAGGAUAACUCUGAGCAAUUUAAUCACACCAAUAUAUACAUAAAAUGGCCGGAGACGAGCGGCCCGUCCUUCCGUGGCGGGUGUCCUUAUGUAUACCGGACAUGGUUUUUGGAUGCGGAGAGCUACUCAAGGGAAGAGUUAGCCUCGAGGCGAGAGGCCCAGCCCAAUUUCCGCUGAUUUUGGGACUCGACCCGGGCAGCAGUUUUUCGCAUUCUUUUUGCCAGUAGCGCCGAGGCCCAGACUCGGUGUCCGAAAGAGGCAGGGUGAGUUACCUGCCUAGGCUACUUGGUGGCUUAGCCCCGAAUCCCGUAAGGGGUAGAGUUCUUUCUUGGAGAUGAUCCGGGAAAGAGGGGAGGCGAAGCUAGACUUGGGGAUCUCAAGGGCACAAGUCUCUCCAGUUAAAAGGGUCCUCUCACAAGGGCGAUCUGGCCAACCGGAGGCAAAGACUGGCGUAAUUCGGGGCGGAAGGCUGAGUUGGAAAUGGUGGUGCCCAGCGACAGUCAGCUGACGACUCAAUAGGGCAACCCACUUCCGAGAAAUCAGGGGUUUCGGCCUGGGCUCAGAGAAUCAGUGAUGGAAGUCCAUCCUUUUCACUCGUGCCUCAAGGAGCGCGGAGGAAUACCACGCAUGGAAGUAGGGACUAUAAAUACACAUCUUAAACCUAACCUAACCUAACCUUAAUCACACCAAUAACUUAAAACUCAUUGCAAGAGCACAUCAGCUAGUCAUGGAAGGAUACUCUUGGUGCCAUGACAGAAAUGUGGUGACUAUCUUUUCAGCACCAAAUUACUGCUAUAGAUGUGGCAAUCAGGCAGGAAUUAUUGAAGUUGAUGAAAAUUUAAAUCAAAAUUUCAUACAGUUCGAUCCAGCACCAAGAAGGGGAGAGCCUAAUAUUGCGCAGAGAACGCCAGAUUAUUUUCUCUAA